GAAUCAGCCCGCACCCACACCUUGAUCAGCUAGCUACACAUCGCACCGCCACCCGCAGGACCACUCAACCUUACAUCCAUGGCCGCGACAACGGUACCUGGCUGCUUUGCGUGCCAUGUGGACUGUGCAACGGGCUGUUCCGCCGACGAUCAACCCUUCGAUCACCCCGACUACGCUGACUACAAAAUACCGAGCUUUGACGAGAAGGACGCGGACGAGGCGGAGCUGCGAUCGACGCGACUGCAUAGCAAUAAUAGCAAGGAGGAGCCCCACGACUCAGAUAAAGGGGUGGAGAUCAGCACGGACGAGCCUGCGGAGGGCUCGUCCUUGAUGCGGUUCGUGUUGUGGGCUUUGAACGUCAAGAUUGACACGGGCGCAUGACCAUCCUACGGCGGAGAGAUACUGCUUUGACGACGUUUCGGGCGGCAGGCCUAUGCCUGCUGCCGCCUUUCACGGGGUGUGUCCGGGGUGGGUGAGGCCCACCUCGAAUAUGCCAUUCGGAGCCGCUGAGCUUGCUUGAUCCUACUGGAGUGAAAACUUGAAAACCGGAUGGAAGGGGGCCCGAUGUGUGUUGGGUGCGCCUUAGCCUUGGAGGGGAAGUGAGGCCCGGGAAAUUUGGGUUGCACCCCUCGCUUGGCGCUUCCUGCGGCCUCUCUGCGACGUACAGCAGUGUCCGUGUCACGCCGUGCUGCGGCAAUCGCUACCUGCUCGGUGUAUCUAGCUGGUGUUGGCCGGCAGCCAAUUAUUGCGUGCAUGCGUGCGUGUCAUCUUGCGCACGAGAUCAUCCUCGAUGGUUGUUAUCAUCUACCCGGCCCGUCGGCACGUACUUGUUGGAGCGGCAGUGUUCGUCUGCGUGGGGAAUGUUUGUUGGUGCACUGAGGAUGCAAGGGGCAUACCGGCUCGCGGUCUCGAAACGGGAAUUUUUGUUGGUCCCGUGAUUCCCAUAGGAAGUUGUCCUGUUAUUCCAGGGGGCUGCAGUUACCCGACAUUCUUCGUGGAGGGCAUGUCUUUUCAUGGCGAAUGGUGUCUUGUAGAAUAUUUCGUUUCUCGUGCAUCAGGAGGCUGUUGGAUUGAGUUUAAUGGAGGUGUAUAUAUUUGUCUAGCGCAGCAGUAAGUGCGUUGUAUCUUAGGUAUGUAGUUGCGACUAAAGGCGACAACCCGCGCAGAGGAGUUAGGGCUCAAGUAAUGCUGCGCGUGAUGCGUAAAGAAUGUGGCUGCGAUUGUCAUAUAAGUUGUUUCUUUUGUCCUGGUAGUUUUGUUUCAGUAGCGUGUUCGUUCUUUGGUCAAUCGUGAGCAAGACACGAGCGGACCUCCCCGCAGUUACGCUACUUGUAUCACGUUACGUUUACUUCUUCAUGUCUACUGUAGUGUUCUUGUUUCUGCAGCGUUCCGUGCAAGUGUGUGGGAGAUCAGCGCAUGUGAACCUCGGUUGAUCUGGUUGAGUCUACUCGACGAGCCUUUUGUUUGAUCUGGUUUGCAACGCGAAAUUUGUGCGCACAACUCGCCCGAUUGUUAGAAUCAGCGGUAAAGGAUAUUGGUGGAGAUAGGGCACGUUUCGUUUAGUUGCUGUUCAUCUACCUAUCUCUGGGGGGGGGUCGCGUCCCAGGUGUCAAAGUGGGCUUCGCUGCGCGCUUAAUAUUAGGAAGUAUUCUUCUUGCCUCGACUACGGCUAGCACCCGCAUUUCAGAACCUCUAGUUUUUGGCCGGGGCUGGUUUCGUAGUUGCUUGGGGUUAUGCCUCGAAUGGUCGCUAAUAGGUUUUAGUGAAGGGAUUCCUAACCGGAAUCCUCACAAAUGGUGCGCAAGGUUAGAUUAUGAGUUUGACGAGGCUAUAUCAACUUCUUGACUUUCUAAAUCGCCAAGUUCUGGAGUGCUAUGUAGUGCCAACUGUACACAACUACCAAACACUACUUCGGUUCCCCUCACAAGAUCACUUCGGAUCCUUGACAACCGACUACGUAGAUCGUCGAUUUCGAGAGGUGUUUACCCUACACCGUUGGUGGGUUGAGAGCGACUCAACGCUCCCACCAUGCGCCGUGAUUUCCGAGUUUACCAAGUUAGGGCGUUUUGCUUGCUUCCGCUAAAGAACACUUGUUUCGGUGCCUGCAUGCAUGUGGCUUUUUGGUCUUCCCC
Molecule: messenger RNA, 2132 nt
Organism: Ectocarpus sp. CCAP 1310/34
Lineage: Eukaryota; Phaeophyceae; Ectocarpales; Ectocarpaceae
Source: the annotation of a GenBank genome assembly